Molecule: messenger RNA, 5574 nt
Organism: Salpingoeca rosetta
Lineage: Eukaryota; Choanoflagellata; Craspedida; Salpingoecidae
Exons: 11
Coding region: 1-5574 (1857 amino acids)
Biological process (GO): intracellular signal transduction; response to oxidative stress
Molecular function (GO): glutathione peroxidase activity
Source: RefSeq, a predicted model, not a curated record
AUGAACCGAUCAAUUCCGCAAAUGUUCUCGUCCGCUAUCAGCGUGGGCGGAACAGGCGACACCGCACCACCUCCCGCCAAGACUGACACCCUCCCACAGCAGCAGCAGCAGCAGCAGGAGGAGGUUCGAGGAGGAGGACGAGGAGAUGUGCUGGAUGCAGAGGUAUCGCCCACCUCAAACACAACCAACGCAUACGAAGCAACAUACAACGCUCCCCCACUCGCCAACACCACGGCCACCACACAAACGACCGCUGCAGUAAUGAAAGAUGUGGACGUACCGAGGCCGCCCCCAUCUUCCAUCACCGGUAUCAACACCACCACCACCACCACCACCCAUGCUGCUGGCAGCAGCGACAAUGACGACGACAGCAAGCGCGAUGACGAUGCUGCCGCUCUGACAUCCAAGAAGAAGGAGACAAAGAAGGACAAGAAGCAGCUGAAGAAACAACGGAAACAACAGAAGAAGGAACGCAAGCGCAACAAGAAGGCAAAGGGAGCCACAGCCAGAAGCCACAGCGAUAGCGGUGCCGCACACACCAACGACAGCGACAGCGCCAGCCGCAGCGGCAGCAGCGGCAACACAGCGCACGUGCUACUGGUGACACCUGCAGCAUCGUCCACCGUCCACGACAGCGAUGAUGCCUUCAGCGACUUUGAUGGCGCGUGGCAGGCAGUACGUGACCUCGUCGCUGACACGGAUGGCGAGGAUGGUGAUGGUGAUGAUGAGCAUGAACAUGUUCAUUGUGGACGUGGCAGCGGUGCUGUUGACGACAGCGUGAGCCGGACGAGCGGUGCGCGCAGCGACACCAACCAAACGACGUCCACUGCCAGCGGCAUCCGCCACAGCCACAGCCACAGCAGCAACAGCAACAGCAGCGGCAGCGGCAGCGGUGUGUACAGCACCACCAGCCAUUCGAGCAACCCCAUGACCAGUACCCUAAGCAACAUGAGCACAGCAGCAUCGUACGCCACCACAGCAGCGUCCACAACCUCAUCCACAGCAUCAGGCUCAGGCUCAGGCUCAGGCUCAGGCUCAGGCUCAGGCACCAGUGCCGCUAAGAAGAGGGCAGGCCACAAGUCAUCGCUCACGCUGUCUGUACCGCCACCGCCCGUAAGUGUUCCCGCUGGUCGGAGGCGGAAGCGCAGCAGCACGCUGGAGGAACUUGUGCUGACGCCGUCACCGCGACCGCUGCAGCUCUCCGCGCAAUGGGACAGCCUCCCAGACGAGGUCCGCGCUUCCAUCCAGCGGACGGCAGAUGAGCUCCGCACUUCCGGUUUGGCAGGAAACAGACGCGUGUCUCUCCUCUCCCACUCCAAACACGCCAUGACGGGCGCUGACAUUGUCAACUGGCUCGUGGCCACGGAUCGUGCAGACACACGCGAAGAGGCGAUCCAAACCGGCCAACUGCUGGUCGUUGGAAAUCUCAUCCACUCCAUUCCAGACGCAAAGGAUUUCGCAGACUCGCCAUCCCUCGUCUUCAGGUUGACUGGACCAGAGCACCAUCAUCUGCCCUCCGUUCGCUCGCUGAUUGCCGAAGAACACACGCUGAUGUAUGGGUGGCUGUCCGUGCGCCGGAAGAGCCGGCGCCUCGGGUGGAAGAAGCUGUUCUGCGUUCUCUCUGCACCAUCGCCAUCACGCGUCAUCAUCUACCACUUCAGCUCCGAGCGGUCAUCACAGCCGCUGGGGUUUGUGCGCCUCUUCAGCAAGCCCGCGCCCUUUCGCGUGCGCUAUGCACAGCCCAACAAGACGAAGAACGGCUUUGUGCUGGGCGUGACAGGCCCCGACCACAAGCACAUUUGCCUGCAGGCAUCGGCGCGCUCGCCCGAGGAGCAAGAGAUGUGGAUACACGCGCUGGUGGAGGCCGGUGCAGAGUACCACGAGACGGCAAAAGAUGACUUCUCCCUGGCAAAGAACGUGUAUCAGUAUUCCGUGUUCACUCGCGCGAACAAGCCACUCUCCAUGGACGUGUACAAGGAUACUGUCCUACUUAUCACCAACGUAUCGUGCAAGGACAAGGAAGCGACAAAGAAGAUGACGCAGCUGCAAAGCCUCUACAACAGGUUCAAGGACCGUGGGCUUUGCAUCUGUGCGUUCCCGUGCGUCCAAUUUGAAGGCGAAGAUGACGACGAGGAGGACACGCGCGCAAUGAUUGAGGAUCUCAACAUCACCUUUGAUGUGCACAAGACGGUGCGUGUCAACGGGCCUGAUGCGAGCCCGCUGUUCCGCUAUUUGCGCAACACGCUUCGUGAACAGUCUCCACACGGCAUCUUUGUCAAGGACAACUUUGAGCUGUUUCUGGUCAACCAGAAAGGUGUCCCUGUUCUCCGCUUCCCCGCAAGCACGAAUCCUUCCUCCCUCGGCAGCGAUGUGGAGCGUUUGGUGGCUGUGUCGUCGUCAUCAUCAGCAGCAGCGUCCCCAUCGCGUGGUGGUGUGUCCAAACACGGAAGCCACCGCCGGCGUGCUGGUGCUGUUGUCAUGCGCGAUUGCGGUACCUCACCACUCUCCGUGACCCUCCCCAGCCACUUUGCAUACAGCCAUGAUGACACGCGUGAUGCUGCCAAUGCGAGCGUGCUUGACUUGCUCAACACGUCUGCCCCCGCAUCAGCCCACAGCAGCCGUCGUGCCGGUGGUAUCAGUGCUGGUGCCAAUGCGCCCAACAACGCCAGCGCCUCCGCUGCACAGACCCCGCACGCAUGGCACCACCAACAGCAGCAGCAGCACAAGUCGCCACGACGGCGGUGGGGCAGCAGUCCUGGGUCGCCGCUGCGAAGUGCUGGUGUCAAAUCCGUGGACAUGACGCUGCCAUACACGGGUGGUCCUGUCACCCAGCGAAGCCAACCGCAACUUGUCAUUCCAGCCCACCUGAAUGGUGGCAGCGGUGCUGUUUAUCACCACCACCACCAGCAGCAGCAGCAGCAGCAGCAAGGGCGUGUGCACCCGUUUUCACCAUCGCCGUUUGCACCGCCGUCACCGCUGCGUGGCCUUGGAUCCGCCUCCAUGCCGGAGCUGCCACUCUCAUCAGCACUGUCGCCCCUGCGAUCUGCACUUGCCCCGGCAUCAGCGAACACCACGGCAUACAACAGCCCCCUGCACUCUUCCAACGUCCAGGCACAAUCACAGCAGCAACAGCAGCAGCAGCAUCCUCACCUCAUCAACAGGUUUCAGUUCCCGCUUAGCCCUCAACAACAACACCAGCAACAACAGCAGCAACAACAACAACAGCAACAACAACAUGGGUGGUUUGGUCGCGGCGCUGGCGGCAGUGCACAGUCUUCACGUCAGCAGUUGGUGUUUGACGAACGCACACCGGCAACGAACCAGCAUGUGCUUGGGUCUUCCUCCUCCCCGAACGCAGCACGUGUCAUGCACACCAGCAGCGCUGGUUAUGCCACCAACACCAACACACUCAACCAGACGGCUCCUGCCACUGCUUCAGUCGCAGCGUCCCCGUCACGUGCGAGUGCGAUUGCGCGUCGCAGCAACUUUGGUUACGGCGUUGGUGCUGGUAACGGGAACACGAGCGGUGAUGGUGGUAAUGAUGGGGAUGGACUUGACCAGGCAUUGCUGGCAUCGCCGAGGACACACAACGCGUCGUUCCAGAGCGAAAGCCCGCUGCUGUUUGGGCCAUCCACGCGGAACGUGCUUGCAGACAAGGCCACGCCCACCCCACCACACACACUCGCAACAGCUGCAGGCGCCACGGGCAUUGCGCCAUCGUCAGCGUCAAACGUGGAAGUUGAUAAUGCCUACAACGCCGGCAGCAACAACGCCAGCUUUGCUGAGAUGGCGAGAAGUGACGCCCACAACCUCAGCACAACCAGCAUUGUCCUGUCGCCGACAAAGACGAGUGAUGGUGAGGCCAGUGGCGGCGUGAGCGAGGUGAUGCUCGUGCAAUCGCCGAAACUGGAUCAGACGACCGUGCAAACCCUCACCAGCUACGACAGCGAUGAAUUCGGAUCGUCCUCCGAGGAUGAAGACGACGACGAGGAUAACGGCGGCAAUGCACUGGAUGAAAUGUCCACCGCUGCAAUUGAGGCGGCCAUUUACGGCUCGAGCAAGGCACCACGAUACAGCCAUGAUGCAACGGAUGAGCACGUGCGCUCAUCUCUCGAGCAGCUUGGCUUGCAAGCUCUGAGUCAGCACUGUGCUUCCGAUGACCAGCAACAGCAUUCCGAUGCUGUUGCGCCGCCCAAGUCAGCUGCAUCUGUGACAUCGGUGUUCACCACUGGCUCCGCGUUCACGCCGACGAGUACAGUGGCGCCUGCUUCGGCAACAUCGACAACGUCGUCAACGGCAGUGCCGGCGGAGAGUGGGCGGUCAAGCAUCUCUGGGCCCGUGCCAAGCGUUCCAGCGAGCCAGCGUCCUUCGCGGGGGCUGUUCCUCGUGCGCGACAAGGACAGUGGUCUGGACAUGCACGCCACCCGCUCCGCCGUGAGCAGCGCGCGCGGCAGCCAGCACCACGUGGACACAACCGACCUGCAGCAGAAUUCCACGUCCACCACCAACAGCAAAGAAGCGGUGCGUGGGUCGUCUGCAAAGCAGCUGGCCAUGGCGCUUGAGCGCAGCAGCGGUGCUGGUGUGGACACGGCUGCGAUUCGUGCGGCGUUUGCCACCACCUUCACCUUUGCCAAGGGCGACAGCGCUGUGGACGUUGGCGGCAGCGGUGCGAAACCCAAGACACCGGCAGCAUCAGCAGCAAGUGCGUCGGCCCUGCAAUCACCAGUCCUGUCGUCAUCGUCAUCGUCGGGGUUGUCAUCAGCAGCGUCCGUGGAUGCAUCGGUGCCUGUCUCCCAACACGCCAUUCAGAAACUGCAACAGCAGCAGAAACAACCCCAGCAGCAAAAGGGUGCGUUUACGUUUGUGCAGCCGUCAAAGAUGCAGGCAUCACAGCAACAGCAGCAACAGAAGCAGUGCAAGUCACCGUUGAAACUGCAUCCCACGCAGGCGUCGGUGGCCGGGCAGCGCAAGGCGGGCUCUCCACUUGCCGUCUUCCACCUCCCACUCAACCGCGGCGCUGAUGACGCUGAUGCUUGCAAGCAAACCAAGACGCCAAAGCAAGCGCUCCAGGUUCCGAGCGAGCCCUCCUCCGUCGUUGGCAUCCAUCCACGCAAGCAGCUACUGAACCAACGUCAGCAACAGCAGCAGCAACUCAAAGCCAAGGGGUUUGGGGCAAUGCAGCACACCAACACAGAUGGCCCAAGCAGCGCUGCCAACGCUUCCUACACGCUCAUGCCACACCAUGACAAACAGCAGCAACAUCAACAGCAGCAACAGGUGCGGCAGUUUGGACGCCCACGCCGGCAGCCGUCGACCAUGCAGCGGUCUUUUGUAUCGCGCCGCGGCCCCUGGCCUUUGUCGUCGUCGUCGUCAUCAUCAAAGGCGCCGUUCACGACCCGCGGUGGUGGGGGUGGUCUCAACACAACGCUGCCUGUGUCCCUCCACAACCAGUCAUCGGUGUUGAACCGCAGCAGCAGCAGCCGUCUGAACCGUACCACUCUGCUCAACACGAGUCGUGCCUCUGUUCGCUCGUUCAUGCGCCGUGGCACCUCCACGCGCUCCACAUUUGUCUGA